AUGGCAUCUCAAAAAGAUCAACAACACUUCCUCGUUCUCGGCGCAGGCGUAAUCGGCCUAGCCACCUCCCUCGUCCUAUCCCACGCAUACCCCUCCGCCAAGAUAACCGUGGUAGCAAAGCACUUCCCCGGAGACCGCUCCAUAGAGUACGCAUCUCCCUGGGCUGGUGCGAACUGGUCUUCCAUGGCCCACGACAACGGGCCUCUAGAGAAAUACGACGAGGUUACCUUUCACCGUUUUGGCGAGCUUAUCGACGGAAAGAGAGUGUUUGGCUGCCAGACGCUGAAGUCUGGUGAGACGCAAUUUGUAGACAGUGUAAACGGAGGAGGGAACGAGGCAGGUUUGGGAAGAAUGGGUAUGUGGGGUGUUUUCGAUGCGCCCAUCGAAGAGACGGGUAUUUUGACGGAAGAGACGGGCAAAGUGUGGUAUGAUCAGCUAGUUGGAGGUUUGAGGAAAUUGGGGCAAGGAGAGUUGCCCAAAGGUGCGACGUUCGGUUUCGAGUACCCGAGCGUGUUUAGAAUCAACACGCAGGUGUAUCUACAAUGGUAUUUCCGCUCUCCCAAGCGAAUCGAUCCAACGACAACCUAUGUGUUUCCUCGUCCGCUGGGCGGCGGUGUGAUUCUAGGUGGUAGUCGACAAGACAACGAUUGGAGUGAAGAGUGGGAUGAGGAACUCGGUCAGGAUAUUAUGAAGCGGUGCUGUGAGUUGUGUCCUGAGUUGGGGAAGCCGGAGAAUCUGCAGAUUAUUUCACGAAAUGUGGGGUUGAGACCUUCGCGCAAGGGCGGUCCAAGGAUUGAAACGGAGAUGAGAAAGUGGAAGGUCCCGGUUGUGCAUUGCUAUGGACAUGCUGGUGCGGGCUAUCAGUCUUCGUGGGGAACCGCCGAGCGCGUGCUUGAACUUGUUCAAAAGACGCAAGCACCAAACUCGAAGCUAUGA
This is a messenger RNA of Alternaria atra, 936 nucleotides long. RefSeq lists its product as uncharacterized. The record is from RefSeq and is a predicted model, not a curated record. Gene Ontology annotation, molecular function: D-amino-acid oxidase activity; FAD binding. Lineage: Eukaryota; Fungi; Ascomycota; Dothideomycetes; Pleosporales; Pleosporaceae. The transcript is spliced from 4 exons. The coding region runs from base 1 to 936 and encodes 311 amino acids.